Messenger RNA from Vidua chalybeata, 1731 nucleotides. RefSeq lists its product as uncharacterized. Lineage: Eukaryota; Metazoa; Chordata; Aves; Passeriformes; Viduidae. The record is from RefSeq and is a predicted model, not a curated record. The coding region runs from base 666 to 1703 and encodes 345 amino acids. The transcript has 3 exons.
UUACCUGCUCCCCGGGAGUGCCGGGCUGGACCGGAGCACCCUGCCCCUCCCGGUCGCCGGGGCUGCUAAACUGGCUGGUCCUGGCACGGGAUCAGCACGUCAGGGGCAAAGAGCUCCCCGUUUCCAUCCUGCGCCCCCCCGCACCCUCCCUGCACCCCGAGGGGCCUCGGCUCGCCCAUCCUGGCACACUGGGUGCUUGGCCCUGGGUUCCAUGCCAUCCUGGCAAAGGGCGCCAGCUGGGUGGGGACAGGUGAGCCUGGCAGCUGUGGGGACCCCCCGCCGCACUGUGCCCCCUGGGCGUUGGCUCUGCCACGGGGCAUUUCUGCCCGGUGUCCCCCUGGGGCCAGUCUGGACUUGCUCCUCCUCUUGUGCAAACAGGGUUUGGGCAGAUAAGGGGCACUGCCAGCGCUGCCCGGCAAACCUGCUCUGUCCCACGUGGCCACGGGAGAGUCCCCACCACGCCUGGCCCUGAGGGUGGCCACAAGGGCUGGGUCGGCACGAGUCCCUGUGCCUUGGCACUGCCCGCUGCUGCCACGCUGCUCUGCUUGUCCCCAGCAGUGCUGUGCCCGUGCCACAACAGCUUGAGAAGCUCUUUGAUUUCUGGAUUUCUGGGAUUUGAUACUGGCUAAAUCCCAGUUUUCUGUGUGAUAAAAACCACCUGGGAAAUGAUCCCUGUGAAGCUGGGAGGUGGGGCAGGUGCUGCUGCCCUGCCAGGACCCUGCCAGGGUCCUGCCAUGUGGUUGCUCAGCAGCUCUCUCCUCCAAGGUCUGGGGCCAGGAUCUGCCAUCGCAGUGUCUCCAAAGAGCUCAGCGACAGCCGUGUCACCGUCUCCAUCCCGUUCAGGCAAAACCUCGAGAUCAGCCCCACCUCCAUCAUCUCCAUCCAACACCACCACCACAACAACAACAACUUCAUCCAGUACCUCGAGAUCAACAAGACCUCCAUCAUCUCCAUCCAACACCACCACCACAACAACAACUUCAUCCAGUACCUCGAGAUCAACAACACCUCCAUCAUCUCCAUCCAGCACCACCACCACGACAACAACUCCAUCCAGUACCUCGAGAUCAUCAAGACCUCCAUCAUCUCCAUCCAACACCACCACCACAACAACAACUCCAUCCAAGACCUCGAGAUCAGCCCCACCUCCAUCUCCAUCCAGCACCACCACCACGACAACUCCACACAAUAACUCGGGAUCAACACCACCUCCAUCAUCUCCAUCCAACACCACCACAGCUCCAUCUUCAGCCAGGACACCGGGAUCAACAACACCUUUGACACCCUCAUCCAAUGCCACCACGGCACCAACUCCAUCCCACACGAGCGUGUCCAGAUCCACAGAGCAUCCAUCCAACUCAACCACACCGCCAGCCCCAUCCUCACCCAGGCCCUCUGGGCCUGCUUCUCCCAGCUCCCCCACGCCCACCGUGAGCCCCAACAGCACCAGCACUGUCACCACCAGCUCCAGAACGACAGCAGCCACUGGCAGCACAGCUGGGAGCUCCGGGCAGCGCCCCACUGAGCUGAGCCCUGGUGUGGUCGUCCUCAUCUCCCUCGCCGUCUGCCUGCUGGUGGCGGGGGCGGCCAUGCUGCUGGUGCGGCUGUCCCGGCGCGGGACCCCCCCCUUCCAGCACCUGGAUGAGGUGCCCAUGAGCAAAGUGAUGGAGGGGUCCCCCGUCACCCCCCCCACCCCCAGCUGACCCCCCCCCCCCCCCCCCCCCGCUGCAG